AUGAGUUCCGAAGGCAUUAACAAGCUUCCAGUCGAGCUAGUCAUGGCAUGUGCAAAAUGUAUGGAUAUAUUCACACUGAUCCGAUUGUCUGCAACAUGCAAAGGCAUGUACCACAUCUUGAGAGAAGAAAAACGGAAGUUGAUAAAAGAAUACGCCUAUCUGCCCCCGAAAAAUCCGGAAGCUGUAUAUGGCAGUCGUACUAAUAGCCUCCGAGCGUUUUUAGCAGCUGGAGCAGACCCGAAUGGCUUCAACGAGAACACAAGGCUUCUGAGCAUUGCUGCGAGAUACGGUAAUAUAGACACUGUCGUCUUGCUCAUGGAGUUUGGUGCAGAGUUCUACUUAUACGAUAACCGCAUCCCCGGGUAUGAGUGGCAGUAUACGCCACUUCUUCAUGCUCUAUGGGCAAAGGUCGACAGACGUGUACCCUGUGGCAAUCACGGCUCGACCAGAGAGACUUGUUCUUGUGAGAAUCGGCUGUUUGCCCUGAUGCGGGCAGGGUUGAAAGUCACCACCUAUAGAGAGUUCAGACUCAUACUAAGCUUCGACGACCAUUUGAAGGUGCUAAAAUACGCGGUCGAGCACGGGAGUAACUUUGCCAUACUCAAGCCCCGUCUUUCCUAUUACUCAACAGCACUGCACAUUAUGGUCGAGGCCUUUAUGCGCUAUGCUUCAAGCUUUUACAGGGAAGAGAAUAUCAAAACUAUCAAGUGGUUCGCACUUCAGUACCCCAAUAUGUUGUUUGUUAGGGACGAGCGCAACAGAACUCUCCUAGACGUGUGUCUAAGGCGCAGAAGAAUGCCUAAUCUGAUCAGGUUCUUGGUGAAGCAUGACGUUCAGACUGGCUGGGCCAUGUAUGAAGAAGUGGGAGCGGCAUGCAUUUUAUGUCCUGAGGUCGUCCCCUUGAUUAACAAGACAACUUAUCUGGCUUCCCGACAGGCAGAGGGGAUUGAUAGAUUGCUUCCUCAUGACUUGAUCCCGUGGGAUUGA
This is a messenger RNA of Aspergillus steynii IBT 23096, 987 nucleotides long. RefSeq lists its product as uncharacterized. The record is from RefSeq and is a predicted model, not a curated record. The transcript is spliced from 2 exons. The coding region runs from base 1 to 987 and encodes 328 amino acids. Lineage: Eukaryota; Fungi; Ascomycota; Eurotiomycetes; Eurotiales; Aspergillaceae. Gene Ontology annotation, molecular function: protein binding.